CAAGACUCUUCCCCCAUUAUUACUGCAUCAUAUAUAUCUCCUUUCUCUUUUCUUUUUCUUCUUCCAGUUGAUGAAUUCAAUCCAAAUCAUCACUCUUUCGUUUCACAAACAUUACAUUUGUAUGUAGCAACCCCUUCUGAGAAACCAUUUCCUGCCUUGCAAAGCCGGAGUUGGGUGGUUUCAGCUUUUCCGGAAGCAUUGUUUCUUUGUAUGCUAAAGUUGUGAUUUUUAUUUCAUCUUUUGAUCAAGAAAUUUGUUCGAGGGGAUGGGAGUUCUGUCGACGACGGAGGAGGUGGUGGACGAGGUUAUGAGGCUUCAUCGAUCUCUGCCGGCUCGGCCGGGAAUCGAAGAGGUGGAGGCGGCGAAGGCCUUUAUAGCCGCCGUGGAGAGGGAGGAUCUGCUGAAACUCGACUCGAUCGCGAGGCAGAUCAAAGGGAGAGAUGUUCCUGAAGAUCUUUUCAACGUGUUGCGGGAAAUGCAGAGGGCCAUGGUUGAUUUGCAGAGCAAAGAGCAGAAGAGGGAGGUGCUGAAACUGUUGGAUCUCGAGCAUGCUCAUUCUGUGUUUGACGAUUUGCUUCAGAGAGCUUCGAAGUGCUUGCCUUCUUCCACCUCUCCCACUUAUGCUCCCUCGACUGCAUCAAGCUUAAAUUCCAGCAGUUUGUCGUCUCUGGCUACUUCCGCUUCCAUGUCAGGUAGCAGUUUUGGGUCUCCUGCAACUGCCACUAUUGUCAAUCCUUUGUUUUCUGGGUUUCACAACGAUAGAGAGCCUCUGAAAGCCUCUGAGUUUCAUAGUAAAGACGACAGUUAUUUGAAAAAGGCUAAAACGGCAUUUUACAUGGAUGGAACUGGUGCAGAUCGAAGAUCAGAUUAUACCCCUGCUGUUUCCAUGAUUCUUGAUUCCACAUUAAAGCCCGCAACUUGUCCAAGUGGAAAUGGUGAGAAACUGAGCUUGAUCAAGCUUGCUAGUCUCAUUGAACUGACUGCCAAAAAGGGAACUCCAGACAACCUUAUGCUUCAAAACAAACUGUCUGAUCAAGUUGACUGGCUCCCUGAAUCAAUAGGGAAGUUAACAAGACUAAUUACCUUAGAUUUGUCUGAAAACCGGAUUUCUUCCCUACCAGCUUCAAUAGGGAAACUCUAUUCGCUAAAGAAACUCGAUUUGCACGGAAACAAAAUCACUGACCUUCCUGAUUCCAUUGGAAAUCUCUUAACCUUGAUUAACCUUGACUUGAGUGGAAACCAAUUAAAGUCAUUACCACUUUCCAUAUCUAAAUUAAUCCACCUCGAGGAACUCGAUUUGAGCUCUAAUUCCCUCUCUACCCUCCCCGAGACUAUCGGCUCUCUCUCAAGUCUCAAAAGAUUGAUUGUGGAAACAAAUGAUCUCGAGGAACUUCCUCACACCAUUAGCCAGUGUACAUCGCUUGUAGAGCUUCGGGUAGACUAUAAUAGGCUCAAAGCUCUACCCGAAGCCGUAGGAAAAAUGGGAGCUUUGGAGAUUCUGUCCGUGAGAUACAAUAAUGUGAGGCAAUUGCCUACCACGAUGGCAUCAAUGGCAAGUUUGAAGGAGCUCAAUAUAAGUUUCAAUGAAAUUGAAUCUGUUCCAGAGAGCUUGUGCUUUGCUACCACACUGGUAAAACUUAACAUUAGCAACAAUUUCGCUGACCUUCGAUGUCUGCCAAGGUCUAUUGGGAACCUUGAGAUGCUUGAGGAAUUGGAUAUGUGUAAUAAUCAGAUAAGGAAUCUGCCGGACUCGUUCAGGAUGCUCUCGAAAUUGAGAAUCUUCAAAACGGAAGGGAAUCCGCUGGAAGUUCCGCCUAAAAACAUUUUGGAAAAGGGAGCUCAGGCUGUUGUUGAGUACAUGGCAGAAAAUUAUGCCAAGAGAGAUCUGAAGUCACAACCUCUGAAGCAGAAGAAGUCAUCCUGGACUCAAAGAUGCUUCCUUUCAAGAUCCAACAAACGCAAGCGCAACGUGGAAUAUGUGAAAACCUAAAAUGACCAUAUUUCUUUCAGGAAAUGCAAGCUGGCUGGAGAUGCUAACACGUUGGUUGAGCUCAACCAUUUUUUGCUAAAAAUCAACUUCCUUUUACACAUAUGGCCCUGAUCCUUGCAGUUAAAUUUGUAUAUUUUUAUUUAUAUUUCUUGGUAUAGUAAUAUUAAAUUUUUUUAUUUAAAUUUUUAUACACCUGUAUUGUUUAUGAUAUUCUUAAAUGAGGUGUACAAUUCAGUCCCGAAGCAGGGAGUGAGGGCCAAAAUGUUGCAUUCAGUCCCAUCAAUUUAAUUAUUAACUACGGAGUAAUGGAUAUGCAUUUGUUCGUGGCUA
Cuscuta epithymum is the source of this 2320-nucleotide messenger RNA. The record is from the annotation of a GenBank genome assembly. NCBI's taxonomy places the organism in Eukaryota, Viridiplantae, Streptophyta, Magnoliopsida, Solanales, Convolvulaceae.